Molecule: messenger RNA, 1597 nt
Organism: Panthera uncia (snow leopard)
Lineage: Eukaryota; Metazoa; Chordata; Mammalia; Carnivora; Felidae
Gene: GNPNAT1
Product: glucosamine-phosphate N-acetyltransferase 1
Exons: 6
Coding region: 404-958 (184 amino acids)
Biological process (GO): UDP-N-acetylglucosamine biosynthetic process
Cellular component (GO): Golgi apparatus; endoplasmic reticulum; endoplasmic reticulum-Golgi intermediate compartment
Molecular function (GO): monosaccharide binding; glucosamine 6-phosphate N-acetyltransferase activity
Source: RefSeq, a predicted model, not a curated record
GGCCCUGCGUAAGCGGCCCGGGGUGGGGCGGAGGCGUUGGCGGCGUUGCCACGUCCCGGUGGCGGCUCGCGCAGGGGCGGCCGCGACGGCAACCGUGGCGCGGGAGGUGGAGGAGGAGGUGGGGCUGGCGCUGAAGCCGGAUCCGGUACUGUGUGCCCGGGUGGGUGAGAGUCCGACGGGCCUGGAGAGGAGCGCCGACCGCGAGGCCUCCACGGGUGAGGGAGGCUGGGGGCCGGGGAGCGAGAGCCGGGCCGCGCCUGGUGUCCAGGGGGCCGUCGUGGGCCUGCCUUCACAUUUAUCAAACAGGUGUGACCGCUGUCCCCGGGCGAGGAGAGCUAGGCCCGGGUGGGAGGUGUUUGUUCCGGGAGCCGCGCAUUUAGCCUCGCCAGACCUUACUACAAAGAUGAAACCUGAUGAAACUCCUAUGUUUGACCCAAGUCUACUCAAAGAAGUGGACUGGAGCCAGAAUACAGCAACAUUUUCUCCAGCCAUUUCCCCAACACAUCCUGGAGAAGGUUUGGUUUUGAGGCCCCUUUGUACUGCUGACUUAAAUAGAGGUUUUUUUAAAGUACUAGGUCAGCUGACUGAAACCGGAGUUGUCAACCCUGAACAAUUUAUGAAAUCUUUUGAGCACAUGAAGAAAUCUGGGGACUAUUAUGUUACAGUUGUGGAAGAUGUGACUUUAGGACAAAUUGUGGCUACAGCAACUCUGAUAAUAGAACAUAAAUUCAUCCAUUCCUGUGCUAAGAGAGGAAGAGUAGAAGAUGUUGUUGUUAGUGAUGAAUGCCGAGGAAAGCAGCUUGGCAAACUGUUGUUAUCAACCCUUACUUUGCUAAGCAAGAAACUGAACUGUUAUAAGAUUACCCUUGAAUGUCUACCACAAAAUGUUGGUUUCUAUAAAAAGUUUGGAUAUACAGUAUCUGAAGAAAACUACAUGUGUCGGAGGUUUCUAAAGUAAAAAUCUUUUAAGAAAGACAUUUGUCAAAGGAGCUAAUGCAACAAGGCAAUACUCUUCUUAGAGUUAAAAUAUUUUGUUGCUGCAACCCAGUGACCUCCAUAAAUACUGGAUUGAAAAUAACAUGGUAAUUCAACAGGUAUAAUGACACUUAGAAGAUUACUUUGGCCUGUGGGACAUGCUGUGAGUUUAGAUUACAAAUGAGUCUUAUAAAGGGGAUGAUUUUUAACCAAAGGAAUAUAUUUUUAACUUGAAUCUUUUCUUGCAUUGUAUUUUUCUAAAGUUUGGCUUCAUUUCUUUGUAGUUAAGAGUAUAGGUAGUAUAGAGUUAUGUGUCUGCAAUCUGUACUGCUCAUUAAAAAAAAUAUAUAUAUAUACCAUAAAUAAGGCUAUAUCACAUUCACAAAAUUAAUAUUUUUGUUUCAAUCAAAGAAACACCAAAAAUCACUUAGGAGUGUUAUCAUUUUUCCAUAUAUUACGUGAAAUUGGGUAAGAUAACUAAAUGUAGUGCAGACCAACAUUUGUUGGUCCUAAUACUGAACUGGCAAACAACCUGGUUAGCCUUUUCAGUAAGUAGAAAUGAAAAUUAUAAAAUGUGACAGGAUUCAAAAUAAAACAAUUUAAGUGUACAUCUGAAAGUUUA